AAGGUGCCUUCCUCGCGUAGCCUCAGUUAGUUUAAAAAGAAUUCCAGCUGUCCGAUUUGUCGAGCGCUCCAGAACGAGCGAGGACGAGAAUGCCCUACGGAAAGUUGCACGUUCUCCCGUUGAGCCUUUUUAUCUUGAUUCCAGUGACGUUUCUCAUUACGUACACGAUGUCGGUGCAGUGGGACCAUGUGGUACCGGGAUUUCCAUACAUAUCGGAAACAGGCACCCUGUCUCCGGAAUCCUGUAUAUUUGCCCAAUUCCUUAAUAUAGCCGCGUUGCUCCUCGCCUGUUGCGUGUACAUCAGACAUCGACAAGUUUCCCAAUGGCAAUUGGAAAGGGGUAACGAUCUCGUUAGCAAGAAAGUCGUUGUUAUGACGGCAUGGUGCGGCGCCUUAGCCUGUUUCGGACUAGACAUUUUGGCGAAUUUUCAAGAAGCCCGGGUAGUCGCGGCUCACAUGAUCGGGGCAAUGACGUGCUUCACAGCUGGAACCAUUUACUUUUGCCUUCAGACGUAUCUGAGUCAGAAAAUGGUGCCAGCAGUGAACGGAAGGAUAGUGGUAUACAUUCGCGCAAUUCUCUCGGUUCUGACGUUAAUUCUAACCAUCACCACGAUCUUGCCCGGCUACAUUUCAAUGUUAGAGUUCCAAGGCAACGAUUACAAGAAAUGGCUGCCAACGGACGGUGGCUGGGGCUGGCACGUCGCUAGCGCCAUUUCCGAAUGGGUCCUCGCGAUUGUUUAUUGCAUUUUCCUCCUCACCUUCGUGCCGGAGUUCCGAUUAAUCAACUUCGAGGAUCCUGUGGUUACGCUGAUAUACCUAGACAAGAAUCAAGAUUUGAAAUUGCCGCACAAGCUGAGCCCGCAGGUUCAAGAUACUUAAAAAUUCCACGAAUGUUUACGCUGCUAUUGAGUAUUAAAUUAUGUUUCCUCUUUAAUGUGCGCGAUGCAAAAUAAUUUUAAUUAAUGCUACUUUCUA
Eufriesea mexicana is the source of this 974-nucleotide messenger RNA. Its product is annotated as DNA damage-regulated autophagy modulator protein 1. The record is from RefSeq and is a predicted model, not a curated record. NCBI's taxonomy places the organism in Eukaryota, Metazoa, Arthropoda, Insecta, Hymenoptera, Apidae. The transcript has 7 exons. Bases 90 to 878 code for a protein of 262 amino acids.